AAUAGUUGUGUCUGGAGACAGAAAAAAUCCUGAAAUUUAGAAAUAGCACGUAAAUUAAGAUUCGUAGAUUUGAAGUUUAGUUGCUAGAAUUUUGACUUAUAUUUGAAGCGUUUUGUCAUUUGAGGUGGUAAAAGGUUAUUUUUUAGGGUUUUUUGAGGUGUUUUGGUGGAUUUUUACACAAUUUUCUGUCGACGGCUUUGUCUGAACUUGACGCAUUAAACCGAGGCACCAGCCAUUCGUAGUCUGAUUUACGACAAUUUGGUCUAAAAUGGCGAAGGUCGUGUUCCUUUAUCGCCAAUUUUUCGUCUUAAAUCCUCACCGAUUACCAAGAAAAUAGGAAUGCUAAUUCCUCAAGAGUUCCUUUGUAUGCAGGAUGCCUACAGAAGAUGUGGCUUACCAGCAAAGGUUAAGAAUUCGUCGUACAACCUUGGGUUUUGGUGUGAUUCAAGUUAUUCUUGGACUUGCUCUGACUGCACUCUCCUUCACUGCUUUCGUACUGUCUGAAUCAGAAAAAAUACGCAAUGCCUGUCCUUAUUGGGCUGGUUUUACGGUUUUAUGUAGUGGUGGAGUUGGGAUCUUUGCAUGGAGACACUCAACAGUCCUUUCUAUGGGAUUGUUCACAUUUUUCUCAGCGGUGUGUGUGGUCCUCCACAUGAUUGGCACUAUCCUAACAGGAGAGGUUGGUGGUCUUCUCAAAUCCAUCAUCCUCUGUCAACAAAACAUCAUCAAUCAAUCAUGCAUGUGUUGCGACAGCAUCAUGACCUGUAAACAGAAUAUCCCGUCGUACAAGUUUGAGGGAGUAGAAGAUUGCAGCAUAUUGACUGGUUUACUCAAGGAACUCUUGUAUAGUUUGUGUGUGCUCAAUAUAUUCGGCUCACUUGUGUGCUUUAUUGCUACUAUAUUGGGCUGUACAUCUGUGGCAAGACAAGCUGGGAGAGAUCAGCCCCUCUUUAGGCGGCGUCUAUCAGCUCCAUCAGACAGCCAUGAACAGAGUCAAUAUUCCUGGCUACACUACUCAACAGAUCUCAACAUGUUACCCUCUUAUGCCCCACCUAUAUACCGAUCUGUGGACAAUUUCCAAGACUGUGGUGCUACGCCUUAUAUUGUGCCUCCACCUGUGUAUGACCCUACAGACCUCCCCCCUCCCUACUCCUCUGGAAAUGUCUCGUUGUCGAGCUCUGGUUUCUCUCUUUAUGUGCAAGGUGAAGGACGCAAUGGCCUGGGGAGGGGAAGGGAGUGUAAUUCAAGUAUUGUCGUCCAGGAAGUUGUCUCAAGCAACUCAGAAAACCAAUUCCAGCAAAGAAUUUACAGUGAAAACCGAGGCAGACCAGGAAAUGCAGUCCGACCAGGAAAUCCAGUCAGAAUUACCAGUGCUAUUCUAACCAGAAAUGGGGUCCUUGAAUUCCGCAGUAAUAGAAGCAGUAACCAUGGCGACAGGACUGCUGACCAAAGUUUGAAUAGUUCACGGGCUUCACUUCAAAGUGAGGCUAGAAGACCUUUGAAUAUCAUUGGACAACAGAUAGAAGGGAUAGCGCAGCGUCUUGAAACCCGUGUCUUUCAAAGAUAUGAAAAAGCAGAGGAAUGCAAAGAGGUGGAUGAGUCUGUAAAAAAACUGGAUCCAAUCCAAGACCAAACUUUAACUUCCCAAAAUUAUAAAUGGAAAUAUAGAUCCAAGAAAAAUAUAAAUGGAAUUCAGAGACAUUUAAGCAACGUYGAACAGUCGACAGAAAUCAUAAGGUUUGAAGACAGAGAUGAUGAUAACGAGAGGAACCCAGUUUCUAAUGAAGCUAAUAAUGUUAAUAGUAAUUUAAUAUCUAAAGGUACAUGUAAAAUGGAUAAUGACGUUGUUGGUGAACGACAGGUGAAUUCUUCAUUAUCAGCAUUUGAAGAGGAACCAAGUUCCAAUUCCAAUUCUGAUUCAGGACUAGGAGAUGAUAUGUCUCCUCUGUGCCAAUCCGUUAAUUUAAGUAGUGAUAAUACAGACUCUAACUCGUUAAAUAUUAUGGAUACAGACAAAUGUCAAGGAGACUAUAUAUCAUGCAACGAGAGAUCAAGGUUCGAUGCUUCUGAUACUAACCUUGAUAUUGAUGUGCAUUGCGAAGAAGGGAACUGCAAUACAACAAUGCAAGAUGUUAAUACAUUGACUGCAAUCUCAGAGGACAUGCUUGUUGGGGAUCAUGAUAAAGGGAAUUUUGAACAAUCUUUCCUCAGAGGAGCUGCUUGUAGCAUAGAAUCUGGAACUUCUAACGCGAUGUUUGAAUCAUCAUUGGACGAUGAAUUCGAAGGAGCACCUUCGAGUGUAUUUGGGAUAUCCAAUGGCCUUGAACCAUUGAGGCAGUUUUUUCACCAAGUGCCGUUAGCAAGGCUAAGUGAAACACCGAGCAGUACUGGUCAAGAAAGUGAAGAGUUUAUUCCCUAUCGAGAUUGUAAAAAGAGCGAGAACCAAGAAUUGAAUCUCAGUGAAGAAAGACGGCAUGGUCAAUUUAUAACUGGUGAUACAAGUUGUUUGAGGUCAAUACCAAAGGAAGCAAAUCAUCAACAUAUGAUGCCUAAUCAUGCAAGUCAUCAGUUGAUGCCAAGUGAUGCAAGUCAUCAGAUAAUACCAAGUGAUGCAAGUCAUCAUCAAUCAGUUCUCAAUGCAAAGCAGCAAUACAUGUUGAUAGCAAGUAAUAAAGAUCACCAGAUGCUUCCUAGCGAUGUUAAUCAUCAUCGGUUAACUCCUUCAGAUGCAAGUCAUCAGGGAUUGCUUUCUAACGAUGCAAAACGACAAUAUAAGUUGUUACAACUUGAUAUGACUCAUCAUCCGUCAAUGUCUAGUGAUGUAGAACAUUGUCAGUCAAUUUCUGAUGAUGCCGCAAGUCAACUGCGCUUUCAAUUCGAUCAUAACAUUAUGAAGCAGGACGCCAGCAGCACUGGGUUAUUACUCUCAAUCGAUGAUGCAAGUGAUUUACAUUCUUCCUGCCAUGGUAUUCCUUUUUUGGUUUCUAAAGUAUCCAGAAGACAUGGUCCUGAAAAUGCCGCUGGUAUGUCUUGUAUGGGUUAUAGAUUAUUAGAAAAUGAAGUAUCUGCAGAAUGCUGCAAAGAUAAGUAUUGUGAGCCUGAUAUCAAAUUGCAAAGUUUAAGAGAAAAGGAUAAGAACGAUAGUGAAUUGACUGCAAAGGAAUCGGUCAGAAUCGAUUGGAAUCACAAUGGGAAAACAGAUGAAGAAAUUGCAUUGAACAGAAAUAAUAUGCUUGCUUGUCCAGGGAAGCAAGAAAAGAGUAAUUAUGAAAGAAAGAAGGAAGAUAAACACUUUUCCAGUAUGUCAAGGAACAGGUCAAGUGAUGAUACUGAGGAGGUCAUUCACUUCACGGAUGAUUUUAAAUCUUCUAACGACAUCAACAGGAUUGGGCUACCUGUGGCUGAAGUGGAUGCCAAUCUAGAGGCCUGGGAACAAUUAAGUCAAUAUCUUGAGCAACAGCCAGCCAGUAGCAUACAUGACACACUUCCAAAAGAGGAUUCCCACCAAUUAGAAAGCAGUAUGUCUAGUGGUAGAUCAUCUGUGGAUUGUGACUGCGACCAUGCCCCAAAUGAAAUUCCAUGCGACUCUCUUGAGACAAAUUUUGCUGAAACUUUAAGUGAUAGUGGAUCAGAACAUGUACCACAGAUAUUGCUAGACAACAAACCUCUUGCUCGAUCUGAUACAUGUAUUGUCAUGGAAACCAACUACCUUAAACCUAGAGAGAAAAUCCGGACUUGUUCUGAUCCAGAAGUGAAGGGACUUGGGAUUACCGGAGGGGAAUUUCAAACUCACAGAAAAAGGAAUCGUGGAAGGCUUUUCUAUGAUAAUUGUAUGGGUAUGGCUCCUCCUAACAUUGAAUUGCCUGUUGAGAUAAGGCAUCAAGGACUAGGAUAUUGUCCAGAUGAAAGUAAAGUUCAGAAUAAAAACACAGGAAAUGGAGAGCAAAAAUUGAAGCAAAAAACAGAAGGAAAUGUGAAUAAUUUGGUGAAAAAUAAACCCAAGGCUCAAAGGUGUCGCCAUAGGAACAAAGAAUCUUCUCGAAGGAAUAAGGAUGAUCUGUUAAAAAAAGAAAAAGCACUGAUGAAAAGCAUCAAAUCAAGGAACGAAAUGUCCAGAAGUUUCGUGCACCUGUACAGAGCUAAAAAGUUGACUCAAAGCGGCAAAGAUUCAAAGAGCUUCUGCAGUCCAGGUUCAGAGGUUAAACAAAAUGCUUCGAAAAAAAGAAAAGUAGUCCAAAGAGUGCAGGGUGAACUGGGAAACAGUGGGCUUGUGUCAAGUGUGGAAUACCUUGAGAAAGACAGUGGUACUGGCCAAGAUAGUGAAGGUAAAGAAACUUUUGUUUGAAUUAGAUUGAGUUGUUUUGCAUGUAAAGAGACCUUGGAGCAUAUUAUGGCUGUGACAAGCUUACAGUAUAGGUGCAGGACUUAAAAUAAGGGCCGGUCACUGGAUGAUGUCCAGCCAGAAUUGGAAUGUCUGGUCAAAUUUUUGUCUUGCUGGACAUUUUGACCAGUAAACAAGGUAUGGCCAAGCUAAAACUAAUUUGGAGACUGAUAAUGACCAACAGGGCAAAAAAACAGUUUUUAGCCUUUCAUCAUAAGGACAGCUUAACGUAUCGUAUAGUUCCAAAAAUUAUCCAUACCCCCAUCACGGAGGAAUUUUUUUAAGACACCCCCUACCCCCCGGAUUCCAAUUUUCUUCCAUACAAACUCUGUAAUUUUUGUUCUUUCUC
Messenger RNA from Actinia tenebrosa (Australian red waratah sea anemone), 4730 nucleotides. RefSeq lists its product as uncharacterized. Lineage: Eukaryota; Metazoa; Cnidaria; Anthozoa; Actiniaria; Actiniidae. The record is from RefSeq and is a predicted model, not a curated record. Gene Ontology annotation, cellular component: membrane.